Molecule: messenger RNA, 818 nt
Organism: Sinocyclocheilus anshuiensis
Lineage: Eukaryota; Metazoa; Chordata; Actinopteri; Cypriniformes; Cyprinidae
Product: methylmalonyl-CoA epimerase, mitochondrial-like
Exons: 3
Coding region: 123-656 (177 amino acids)
Biological process (GO): L-methylmalonyl-CoA metabolic process
Cellular component (GO): mitochondrion
Molecular function (GO): methylmalonyl-CoA epimerase activity
Source: RefSeq, a predicted model, not a curated record
UACCAUAAUUCUGUUUUUAAAAUGUAAAUAUUCUGAAAAUUUUUAUAUGGGUAAAUUAUGCAUCUAUUACCCUAACCGAACACGUGAUUCGCGCUGAUUAAAUAAAGUUUUGUUUGUUUGCGAUGACCACAAAGAUGGCUUCCUCUUUACUGAAAGUUGCAGGUCUCUCGAGGUGUGCGUGGCACACUUUGCCCUCAGUGAGGGCAGUGUCUCAGACUGUACCCGUCGGUCAAGGUGUCCCUCAGUCAUUAUGGAAGUUAGGCAGACUGAAUCAUGUGGCUAUCGCAGUACCAGACCUAGAGAAAGCCACAGCACUGUACCGUGAUGUGCUGGGGGCUCAAGUAAGCGCCACCGUGCCUCUCCCUGAGCACGGCGUGUACACUGUGUUUGUAGAACUGGGAAACACCAAAUUAGAGCUUCUGCACCCUCUGGGAGAGAAAAGCCCUAUUGCAGGAUUCCUGCAGAAGAACAAAGCUGGAGGGAUGCAUCAUAUCUGUAUCGAGGUGGAUGAUAUUAAUGCUGCAAUAGUUGAUUUGAAGGAAAAGAAAAUCAGACUGCUCUCCCCAGAGCCACGGAUAGGAGCUCAUGGCAAACCUGUGAUGUUCCUCCACCCUAAAGACUGUGAUGGGGUUCUUGUGGAGAUAGAACAAGCCUAGCUAUCAAACAAGAGAUUAUCUAGUAAACAGAGACGCUUUAGGCUGUUCAUUUUUGACACUGAAGCUAUUGUGAUCAUUGCAAGAAGAAUUGUACGAUUCCACUUGUUCCAUUAAUUUUUAAUCUGUUAUGGUGUGCUUUAUAUUCUUGGCCUUUGGCUUUUU